GACACAAAAGCUGACCAAAAAAUUAGUGUUAACCUUGAGUAUCACAUAUUUAUGAAACACAGAGUCUGUGUUAAACCUUAUUGCUCAAAAUUCAAGAAAAUUAAGUAACGCCUUUUUACCAAAAGAAUUAAAAAACAACCGAAAGCUACACCUUUAACUUUUAAAGCAAGAAAAAAACACAACCGAAUCCUAUUUCCUCCGCUUUCUCUACUAUAUGCUUACAUAUUUUAAAAUACACAAAUUAAGCUGUGCAUUCUUACACAAAUCAUCAGUUCUAUCGGCCUACAUUUACGCACCAAACCAACAUUCCGAGAACCUCGAAAACAUGACACAUCAUCUUCAGCACAACAUGCGCCCGUGGUGUCUGCGUGGCGAGGUAAUUCAUGGCCACGGCCGUGGCGGCACCCAACUUGGUUACCCUACGGCCAAUAUCAAAUUGGAUGAAGCGACCGUUAAGAGCUUGACCCCGUACGCUGAAACCGUGAUGUUUGGGUGGGGCUGCAUUGAACCAGAGGUGACCAGCGAGGGUACCGGCGACGCUGGCACGAAGCCGACGGAAACCCAGAUUAAGGGCGAGCAUCUUGGCCCGUUUCCCAUGGCACUGUCGGUCGGAACUAACAUACACUUCAAAGAAACUACGCUAAGUGCGGAGGCGCACUUCCUGCAUGUCUUUCCCGAGAACUUUUACGGGAGAAUCAUUCGUAUAAUCGCGCUGGAUAUCGUACGUGUGCAGACCUCGUUUGACUCUCUUGAGGCACUCAUUGCGGCCAUAGACAAUGACAUAAUGAAAAUCAACGCCGAAUUAGCGAAGCCUGAACACGAAAAGUACCAAAAGCAUGAAUUGAUGCUUCCAUACUCAAAGUUAACGCAGGAUAUGAUGGCACAUCUGCCGCAUUUUACUGAAAUUUAAAAUUCUUAUAUGCAAGCAUUCUUCCUCCUAUAUUGCAAAUAAAUGAAUUCUUUAUACGAAGUGGAUAAACGUAUUUUACUGUAAUUCAAAUCAAAGGAUAUUUUUUUUCAUCAAGAAUAAUUCUUCCUAAGCAAUAAUAAAGUUAUCUGAGCGUAUGUUUCAAACA
Messenger RNA from Phytomonas sp. EM1, 1076 nucleotides. The record is from the annotation of a GenBank genome assembly. Lineage: Eukaryota; Euglenozoa; Kinetoplastea; Trypanosomatida; Trypanosomatidae.